Molecule: messenger RNA, 2417 nt
Organism: Glycine soja
Lineage: Eukaryota; Viridiplantae; Streptophyta; Magnoliopsida; Fabales; Fabaceae
Product: long chain acyl-CoA synthetase 4-like
Exons: 19
Coding region: 160-2157 (665 amino acids)
Biological process (GO): fatty acid metabolic process
Cellular component (GO): membrane; endoplasmic reticulum
Molecular function (GO): long-chain fatty acid-CoA ligase activity
Source: RefSeq, a predicted model, not a curated record
GCUAGUUAGCCGAGAAAAAAUGCGUAGUGAUCUGAAAAGGUUGACCAAUAAAAUCUAUCUUUCACGUAAGUUUUAAUUAAUUAAGGUUACAAACAAACAAUUCAGAAGAGAAGAGAAAAGAUAAAAAGCAGAAGAAAAAAAGGGUUCAUCUCGAUCGGGAUGGCAGAAAAGAGGUUCAUCGUUGAGGUGGAGAAAGCCACAGAGGGCGGAGAAGGAAGGCCAUCCAUGGGCCCUGUCUACCGCAGCAUUUUCGCCGACGAUCUACUUCCUCCUCCCAUUGAAGGUCUUAAUACCUGCUGGGAUAUUUUCAGGAUGUCUGUUGAGAAAUACCCAGCAAGGAAAAUGCUUGGUGUCCGUGAAAUCGUGAAUGGGAAUCCUGGCAAGUACAAGUGGCAAACUUACAAAGAAGUGUAUGACUUGGUGAUGAAUGUUGGCAAUUCCAUCCGUGCUUGUGGUUACGGGGAGGGUGUAAAAUGUGGUAUUUAUGGUGCCAAUUGCCCCGAAUGGAUUGUGAGCAUGGAGGCCUGCAACGCUCAUGGACUUUAUUGUGUUCCCUUAUAUGAUACCUUGGGUGCCGGGGCUGUGGAAUUUAUUAUAUGCCACGCAGAGGUCUCAAUGGCUUUUGUUGAAGAAAAGAAGAUACCUGAGCUAUUGAAGACAUUUCCCAAUGCAGGAAAAUAUCUCAAGACACUUGUGAGCUUUGGAAAGGUUACUCCUGAACAAAAGCAAGAAGUUGAAGAGUUUGGGUUAGCAAUGUAUUCAUGGGAUGAAUUUUUGCAAGUGGGUCAUAAUCAGAGUUUUGAUCUUCCUGUUAAAAAAAAAAGUGAUGUGUGUACAAUAAUGUAUACAAGUGGAACUACUGGUGAUCCCAAGGGAGUUUUGAUCUCCAAUGAGAGCAUUAUUACACUCUUAGCUGGGAUUCAGCAAUUGCUGAAGAGUUGCAAUGAAAAGUUGAAUGAAAAAGAUGUAUACAUAUCAUACCUUCCUCUUGCACAUAUCUUUGAUAGGGUCAUUGAGGAGGCAAUGAUAAUGCAUGGUGCCUCAAUAGGUUUCUGGCGUGGAGAUGUCAGACUGUUACUGGAAGAUAUUGGAGAGCUAAGGCCAACCAUUUUCGUUGCAGUUCCCCGUGUGCUUGAUAGAGUGUACAAUGGUUUGACCCAAAAGAUUUCUUCAGGGAGCUUUAUGAAACAGACAAUGUUCAAUUUCGCAUACUCAUACAAGUUGCAUAACAUGACUAAAGGGCAAAAUCAUAAUGAGGCAUCUCCACUAUUUGACAGAAUUGUAUUUAAUAAGGUAAAACAAGGUUUAGGGGGUAAUGUACGCAUUAUUUUGUCUGGAGCAGCACCUCUAUCUAGACAUGUGGAAGGUUUCCUACGGGUGGUGACUUGUGCUCAUAUCCUACAAGGAUAUGGUCUUACUGAAACCUGUGCUGGAACCUUUGUUUCAUUACCAAAUGAAAAGGACAUGCUUGGUACGGUGGGGCCUCCUGUACCAUAUGUGGAUGUGCGUCUUGAAUCUAUUCCUGAAAUGGGAUAUGAUGCACUUGCAACCACUCCAAGAGGAGAAAUCUGUGUGAGGGGAAGUACUGUGUUUACCGGCUACUACAAACGUGAAGACCUCACCAAAGAGGUUAUGAUUGAUGGAUGGUUCCACACAGGGGAUAUUGGAGAGUGGCUACCCAAUGGAACCAUGAAAAUUAUUGAUCGGAAGAAGAAUAUAUUUAAGCUUUCACAAGGAGAAUAUGUUGCUGUUGAAAACCUGGAGAAUAUUUAUGUUCAAGCUUCUUCUGUUGAAUCUAUAUGGGUCUAUGGAAACAGUUUUGAGUCAUACCUCGUUGCUAUUGUCAACCCCAGCAAGCAAGCACUUGAUAAGUGGGCAGAAGAAAAUGAUAUAACCGCGGACUUCAAUUCUCUCUGUGAAGAUUCUAGGACAAAAAGUUACAUAAUUGGAGAACUCACCAAGAUUGCAAAGGAUAAGAAGUUGAAAGGUUUUGAGUUUAUUAAAGCUGUUCAUCUUGACCCAGUUCCAUUUGACAUGGAACGUGGUCUUAUGACUCCAACAUUUAAGAAGAAGAGACCCGAAUUGCUUAAAUACUAUCAGAAUACCAUUGACAACAUGUACAAGACACAGAACACGCAGAACAAAUCCAGUGCCUGAGAUAUGCUUUGGGAGCCCACGUCACGGAGACAAUUUAUUUUAUAUAUGCAUGUGAUUGAGCUUGCUUUUCCUUUCGGGGACUCUUUAAAUGAUUCAUAGAUAGCAAAUAAUAUGCAUGGAUAGCUAGCUACGUGACCGUAAGGAGCAAAAAUAUGUUUAGAUGGUUUAAUUUGUAUUUGAAACUAGCAUUAAAUUAUUGCCUCUUCAUGACAAUAAAUAUCACUUACUUCUCUUAUACAAUAGUGAGCAGAUUUUCAAUA